GUGUAGUCGAGGAUCACUUCAGUAUCAAAUGAACUCGGCCUCCCCUUCCCUCGUCUGUCAGAAGGCUUGGACUACAACGCCCAGAAUCCACAGCCGGUUGGCCGAGGGUUUGGAGAGUUCCAUCUGGAAAAGAUUGUUUCCCUGUUAAUGGCGGUGACCGCACACACCACAGCAUUUAGUCCAGCUGGGCGAUUUCCAAAAGACUAAGGCGCCUGGAUGGAUGGGAGACCACAAGGAAAUCCUGCCAAAGAGGAAGGGAAGGGUGAAGUGCUUCCAUGUUGCUGACCAAAAAGUCAGGAAUGUUGGGGGGAAUGAUUUGGGACAUGAAACAAAUAAUUAGCCUGUUUCACGGGGGCAGAAGCCUGCCUUACUCUGUUUCCCUCCUCCUACUUUAACCUAUCCUAAAAUCAGGAUUAGGAAACGUCAGGGGAACUCACUGCUGUAUUUGUUAGGAUCCCCAAAUGGGAUUGUGCAGAACCCCCCCAUCUGGAUUCGCCCCUGGGGCUUUCAAAGCGUCCGAAAGCCCUUCUCGGCAUCCAGAGAAAUACAUCCCAUCCUGAACGACAGGAAAAAAGCCGUGUGACCCACGUGCUUCCUUUUCAAAAACAGCAUCGCUUGUCCCAUCCCGUACGGCCUGUUUCCUGCCGCUUCCAUCCCUUUCAGUGCAGCUUCCCGGGAUAAACUUGAAGGAAGUGCGCUAACUGCUCCCUCCCCUGCCAGUGCCGGAUGAAGAGCUGGAGCGGAAAAUGGAACAUGUGCAUCGGAGCCACAGUUGUUCCAGCGAGAGCCUCCCCUUAAUUCCCUCGCUGCGCCUUUAAGAUUUGUGGUGUGGUUUUCAGCAGUUGUGUCUGCCCGGGGCCAAGGAGCUGCAGGGUUCUGCGCCAAACUAGAAACUAGAAGGGACCGCCUGCCAGGAUGGCGGGCUGCUGCAGCUUGAAGAGCGUGUGCAGCUACGAAACGGCCAAAGUGGUGCACAUCCAGAGCGUCUACUACGGGAGCCUGAGGUGGGCGAUCCAUUCAGUGGUUUUCCUGUAUGUCUGUGUCGUCCUUCUGGCUGAUCGACGCUAUCAGAAGAAAGAUUCGGUCAUCAGCUCAGUGCAUGUGAAGGUGAAGGGGGUGUCACAGACUGACACAAGGGUUUGGGACACAGCUGAAUACACAAUCCCUGGGCAGGGAGUGAAUUCCUUUUUUGUGCUGACCAACAUCAUCAUGACUGAAAACCAAAUCCAAGGACUUUGCCCCGAGUUUCCUAUCGCCAAAGCUGUGUGCUCCAGCGACAAGAGCUGCAUGAAAGGUCGUACGGAUCCACAGAGUAAUGGAAUCCAGACGGGGAAAUGUGUGAAAUAUAACAGCACCAUCCGAACGUGUGAGGUCUCCGCUUGGUGCCCUGUGGAGUCAGUUAAAACUGCCCCGACACCAGCCAUUCUGAAGAGUGCUGAGAAUUUCACUGUGCUUAUAAAAAACAAUAUCCACUUUCCAAAGUUUAAUUACACGACGAGAAACAUUUUGCCGGAAUUUAAUGCUUCCUGUACAUACAGCAAGCACGGGGCCUCGCUAUGUCCAAUUUUUCGUCUGGGAGAUAUUCUUCAAGAGGCGGGCGAGAACUUUUCGGAGGUGGCUGUUCAGGGAGGCAUUAUAGGCAUUGAAAUUAACUGGGACUGCAACCUAGACAAAUGGCUCCACCGUUGCAGACCCAGCUAUGGUUUCCGGCGUCUGGACGACAAACGAACCAGCGAAGCCUUGUACCCUGGCUACAACUUUAGAUUUGCCAGGUAUUACAAGCAGGCCAGCGGAAAGGAGGAGAGAACCCUGAUGAAAGCCUACGGCAUCCGCUUUGACAUCCUUAUCUUUGGCACGGCUGGGAGGUUCAACUUCUUUGAGCUGCUGGUGUACAUUGGCUCAGCACUGUCCUACUUUGGCCUGGCUCAGUUAGUUGUUGAUUUUUUUCUUACUUCAUAUACGUUCCCUUGCUUCAAAUCCAGCCCCGUGAAGGAAUAUUACUACAAUAAAAAGUGUGAGACAGUACUGGGACCGAGAUGGACUUUGUUGUACGUGAGCUUUCUGGAUGACCCCCACAUCUUAAUGAUCGACAAAUUGUUGAGGACCAGUUUACAGAACGUCAAAGGCAAGAUUAUUCAUAGGCGCCGGGGCGAUUUUAUGCAGACACCCAACCUUCCCCAUCCAGACAACACGGUCUCCCCACGCAACUCGGAAGAGCUGCAGCCCCUCACGAGCCAGCGGGAGGCGCCUUCUUUCCGCGAGCGUCCUUCUUGGUGCAGCUGUGGAAAAUGCCGGCCGGCAGACCCCUUUGGGGAGCAGCUCUGCUGUCGACGGAAGGCCGGGGCGUGCAUCACAGUCUCGCCUUUGUUUGAGCAACUCGUCCUUUCCCGAUCAAUGCUGGAGUUUGUUCUUCUCUACAAAGAGCCAUUAUUGGAUCUGAGGGCCGAGGCCGUCAACAAGCCGUUUCGACACUGUGCUUACGAGCAGUACAUUCGCUGGCGCUUUGGUCAGGGUGACCUGGAAGCAAGGGCCGUGAUACCAAACUGCUGCAGGUGGAAGAUCCGAGAUGCGUUUCCCAGUGAGAACGGCGAAUACAGCGGUUUCUUCGGGAAGAAGAAGUAACCCUCGGUUGCAACUCUGCGUUACAGCCUUAGUGCGGGUACAUGCGCAUGCCGAUUAAGCAGCAUUGCCCUCUCCUUUUCGAAAACACUGCCAUUUGUGCUCUGCCAUAAUCUUUGCUCUUUAGCGUAAUAGCAUUUAGACUAUUAGAUAAGGUCAGAGGAGAUCCGAGUUCCAGUCUCCGCUCAGCCAUGAAAAUCACUGGAAGGCCUCGCGCCACGUUUCAGCCUCACCUACCUCACUGGGUUAUUGGAGAAAAACAAGAUUGGGAAGGGCCAUUUUACACGGCCCCGCUUUCUCAUGUUCAGGCAGCCAAACUACUGAAUCAAGCCUGCUUUUUUUCCCCCCCCCAGAAACAUAGCAGUGGUUUAGGUGUGAGAAAGGGCUCCCUUCCUAAUCCAGGUCGUCUUGGUUGGCUGAUCCCCACACAAAGCCAUCCCUUUCUUUGUUUGUUUUGUUUUGAAGCCAUUCCUACUUGUUCUUUUCCCAUAACUCAGCUGUCAUGGACUGGCUUCUCAGGGAGUGGGGAAAACGCGGUGGCCUUUUUGUUUUUACUCUUGCUUCAUUUUGAACAUUGGUGUUCUGGAGGGAAUCUUCUUUUUAAAUUGUGAAAAUACCAUUAAAAGAAUGUCUGGAUGUUUUCCAUGCAAAAUGCCCCACGUUCAGCUCCAGCAUCUCCAUUUAGAAGGGAGGGAGGUCCAGAUGACAAGAAGGACAGGGCAGAGAAUGUUACAGGGUUAUGCUUUUUUGCGUAAACCAACUCUUCGUUGGAUUUCAUUACUAACAGCACGUUGGUACUGUAAUAGGUCUACACAAAAAGAGACGUAGCCCCAGAGACCUUUCAUGAAUCGUCGUGCUUUGCUUUUUUUAAUCAUUUGGUGGCCUGACACAAAGGACAGCUCUCUUCUAGUCCACAAAGCUGGUCUAGCAAGUUAUGUCACGUGGUGUCUAUUUAUUAGACGCAAUGGAGCACACGUAACCCACAUUUAAGUGGGUGCCAUCCUUUCUGCACUGAUUUACUUGUUUCAAAACGGAAUCGAUUUCUCAGCAUUUUAAUUUUUUUUUUUUUGCAGUUAAUUUUCUUUUAAUCUCAUUUUGCGGUAAAGACUAUAUAUUGCUGCAGAGUUCCUACAUUUCUGCCUUUUCUACAGUAUGUUUAUGUGGAUUCCCUGUGCAUAGU
Messenger RNA from Python bivittatus (Burmese python), 3799 nucleotides. It is a transcript of the gene P2RX7, whose product is annotated as purinergic receptor P2X 7. The record is from RefSeq and is a predicted model, not a curated record. Gene Ontology annotation, molecular function: ATP binding; purinergic nucleotide receptor activity; extracellularly ATP-gated monoatomic cation channel activity. Gene Ontology annotation, cellular component: plasma membrane. Gene Ontology annotation, biological process: cell surface receptor signaling pathway; response to ATP; calcium ion transmembrane transport. NCBI's taxonomy places the organism in Eukaryota, Metazoa, Chordata, Lepidosauria, Squamata, Pythonidae.